This is a messenger RNA of Protomyces lactucae-debilis, 1476 nucleotides long. Its product is annotated as isoprenoid synthase domain-containing protein. Gene Ontology annotation, cellular component: endoplasmic reticulum membrane. Lineage: Eukaryota; Fungi; Ascomycota; Taphrinomycetes; Taphrinales; Protomycetaceae. The transcript has a single exon. Gene Ontology annotation, molecular function: squalene synthase [NAD(P)H] activity. Bases 1 to 1476 code for a protein of 491 amino acids. Gene Ontology annotation, biological process: farnesyl diphosphate metabolic process; ergosterol biosynthetic process. The record is from RefSeq and is a predicted model, not a curated record.
AUGGGUCUUCUCGAUCUCUUGCUGCAUCCAACAGAGACGCGCGCAAUCGUACAAUACAAAGUCUGGAGAGAUCCUCUGAAUGCGCGAGACCCAAACAAGGAGAGCGACUCACUCAAGCGAUGCUACUUCUUCCUCGACCUCACGUCGCGUUCAUUUUCCACCGUUGUGCAGGAACUGAGCGACGAACUGCGAGAUGCCGUCAUGCUCUUCUACUUGGUUCUUCGUGGCCUCGAUACCAUCGAGGAUGAUAUGACGCUGCCGCUCGAUAGAAAGUUGCCACUCCUGCGGGAAUUUUACACACUACUGCAGCAGGACGGGUGGAACUUUCACGAGUCUGGGCCGAAUGAGAAGGAUGCUCUACUUCUGAAGGAGUUUGAUGUGGUCAUCAAGGAGUUCAAGAAGCUCAAGAAGCAAUACCAAGUCGUGAUUACCGACAUCACCAAGGAUAUGGGUCAUGGAAUGGCGCAUUAUUCAGACGAGACUGUCAUCGUCACGACACUCGAGGAAUACGAUCAGUACUGUCACUAUGUCGCAGGUGUUGUCGGAGAAGGUUUAUCGCGCUUAUUUGCCAGUUCAGGUCUCGAGUCGAAGAAAUAUGCGGAUCUUAUGAGUCUGUCAAACUCAAUGGGUCUUUUCCUGCAAAAGACCAACAUUACGCGUGACUUUCGCGAGGAUAUUGAUGAUGGACGGUUGUUUUGGCCAAAGGAUAUUUGGAGCAAGUAUGCCAAGGACCCAAAGGAGCUCACCUUGCCAGCGAACCGGGAAAAGGCGCUCAACUGUAUUUCUGAAAUGACAUGCAAUGCGCUUGAGCAUGCAACCGAUGUUCUCUUCUACCUUUCUGGCCUACGCAAUCAGUCAGUCUUCAACUUUUGCGCAAUCCCUCAAGUCAUGGCUAUUGCAACUAUGGAUCUCGUCUUCCGCAAUCCACAAGUCUUUGAGCGCAAUGUCAAAAUCCGCAAAGGCAAGGCCUGCCGUCUCAUUAUGCAAGCCACCAAUUUGAAGGAGGUAGCGGAUAUUUUUGUUGAACAUGCGCGAUCGAUUCAUGCAAAGAACAAGCCUGAGGAUCCAAAUUUUCUUCGCAUCAGCGAGUUGUGUGGUCGUAUCGAGCAAUGGGUCGCCGAUGUAUUUCCUGCACACAUGGCAGCGAGUGCAGCACAGGAAAAGGCAAUCAGCCAACAGCGCAAAGCAGAUGACAAUCAAGUCUCAGUGGAGGAGCAGAAGCAGAUUGACAAAGAUGUCAAGACUGUCAUUGUCAUUGUCAUUGGCUUCUGGCUUGCGAUGGGCGCAUUGACCUUGUUUCUUGCGUGGCUGUUGGGAGCACGAUUUGACUUGGCUUUCAAGGAUUUCUGGGGUAAGGUUGCAAAAGUACAAGAUGCCGUGGGUGGUGCGAGUACAACCAUCAACAAAGUCGUCGAAGAGGUCGUUGCUACGUCAGCAGGCGCAGAGGCAAAAGUCACAGACAAGGUUGAGCUAUGA